GAGCCCAGGCUUUCCCCGCUCCGCCCCGCGGCACUGCGCAUGCAUCACCACCCCUGACUCACCCCGCUGGGCUGCGGGAGGCGGACGAGCUGGGUGCGGGGCGAGAGAGGCGGUGGGGACAGCCACCAUGAACCGCCUGGGCAAGAAAGCGAAUGAGACUCUGAUUGAGAUGGCCCUGUCGGCCGACGAUGACGUUGCAGUUCUCACCAGGUUCAAGCGGUUGUGGUCAGAAGGGGAAGAAAGCAACGGACCUUUAUGUGAAACCAUUUCAACUGCAGGAUCUGAGGUCCCAAGUGGCUCUGAGGGUCUAAGCAGCACUGAGACUACUUUACUCAUCCCCGAUCAUCAAGUGCAGAGUGGAAGGAGAUAUAAUCUGUUCCUGAAGCGACGACUAAGGAUCGAUAAAAGGCAUGAAAGCAAAGAUUCAAUAUUCUUCAGGGAUGGUGUCAGGAGGAUUGAUUUUGUUCUCUCCUAUGUGGAUGAUCUUAAUAAAGAAUGGGAAAAGAAGUUGGAAAGAAGAAAAGAAUUUGAGAGCAAUCUGCAGAAGGCCGGUUUGGAACUAGAAACAGAAGACAAGAAGGAAUCUGAAGAUGGCAAAAUUUACUUUGUGAAGAUCCAUGCCCCGUGGGAGGUUCUGAUCACAUAUGCGGAAGUGCUGAACAUUAAAGUUCCCAUCAGGGAAAAUGACAUUCCCUCAACGGUGGAGAACCCCCUGGACUGCAUGCUUACACCGUUCAGGCUGCCUGAGAAAGUGAUGCAUCCAGAGCCGGAUUAUUUCACUGCACCAUUCAGCAAGGACAAGCAGGAGCUGUACCUCAUUAAUGAUGAAAGCACUUUCUUCUCGCCGUCUAUGAGAAACAGAAUAGUUAAUUAUAUACUUACACGUUGUCCAUAUGGAACAGAAGAAGGGAAGAAGAAGUUUGGGAUUAAAAGACUGCUGAAUAAUGGCACCUAUUCAGCUGCUUACCCUCUUCACGAUUGUUUGAGUCUGUCGAUGAGCUGUUUUGCCUUUCCUCUGAUUUGCUCACAGUGCCAGUACUGGAAAAAAGCAAGUGAUCCAAACUGUGACAACGAGAGAUACACGCUAUACAUGGAGUGGGCCCGUUUCUUGCGGUUCUACAAAGAGCAGCCAUUGGAUCUCAUCAGGAAGUACUAUGGUGAAAAGAUUGGAAUCUAUUUUGCCUGGCUAGGAUUUUACACUGAGAUGCUAUUCCUUGCUGCAGUCGUUGGCGUAAUCUGUUUUCUUUAUGGCUUGUUUACAAUGGAUGAAAAUAUGAGCAGCAAAGAGAUCUGUGAUCCUGCAAUUGGAGGAGAGAUCAUCAUGUGUCCUCUUUGUGACCGAGACUGUGAAUACUGGAGACUAAACACCACCUGUGAGUCCUCAGAGUAUUCCCAUUUGUUUGACAACGUGGCAACUCUUUUUUUUGCCAUUUUCAUGGGCAUAUGGGUUACGCUUUUCUUGGAGUUCUGGAAGAGGAGGCAAGCAAGAUUGAAAUACGAGUGGGAUUUGGUUGAUUUUGAAGAGGAACAGCAACAACUCCAGCUGAGGCCAGAGUAUGAGGCCAAAUGUACCCAAAAGAAGAAGAAUCCUGUGACUCAGGAAAUGGAGCCUUAUUUGCCUCUAACAAGCCAGGCUGUGCGGUUCUGCAUCUCAGGAACUACAGUGUUGUUCUGGGUGUCUCUGAUCAUAGCUAGCAUGAUAGCUGUGAUCGUCUAUCGCCUUGCAGUCUAUGCUGCCUUCGCAAGCCUCAUGGAAAACACUCAGACUCUGCAGCCCAUCAGUGGAUUACUGACCCCUCAGCUGGCAACUUCAGUCACAGCCUCUUGCCUCAAUUUUGUCAUCAUCAUGAUACUGAAUUUCAUAUAUGAGAAAAUAGCUAUCUGGAUCACUGAUAUGGAGAUUCCCAGAACUCACAUGGAGUAUGAGAAUAGGCUCACUAUGAAAAUGUUUCUGUUCCAGUUUGUCAACUACUACUCAUCCUGCUUCUAUGUGGCCUUCUUCAAAGGAAAGUUUGUGGGUUACCCAGGUGCAUACACAUACAUGUUUAAUCGCUGGCGAAAUGAAGAGUGUGAUCCUGCAGGCUGCUUGAUUGAAUUGACGACACAGCUCACCAUAGUCAUGGCUGGCAAACAGAUCUGGGGAAAUAUCCAAGAGGCCAUUGUACCCUGGAUUUGUAACUGGUGGGGACGCCGCAAAGCCAGAAGUAAUCCAGAGAACUUGUAUAGUCGCUGGGAGCAGGACCAUGAUCUGCAGACGUUUGGAGCCCUGGGCCUCUUCUAUGAAUAUCUGGAAAUGGUCAUUCAGUUUGGAUUCAUUACUCUCUUUGUGGCAUCCUUUCCCCUGGCUCCUCUUCUUGCUCUGAUGAAUAAUAUCCUGGAGAUUCGAGUAGACUCCUGGAAGUUAACUACUCAGUACAGAAGACCCGUGGCUGCAAAAGCACAUAGCAUAGGAGUGUGGCAAGAAAUCCUGAAUGGAAUGGCCAUCUUGUCUGUUGUGACUAAUGCUUUUAUUGUUGCGUUCACAUCGGAUAUGAUUCCUCGUUUAGUUUAUUACUACGCUUAUUCUGAAAGCGAAGACUCACCGAUGUCUGGAUACAUAAACAAUAGUUUGUCAGUGUUUGAAAUCGCAGAUUUUCCUGACAGAAACAAGCCUAAGCAGAAUCCAGAAGGUUUUGAACAAUGCAGGUACAGAGACUAUCGGUACCCUCCAGAUCAUGAGAGGAAAUAUUUACACACAAUGCAGUUUUGGCACAUUCUUGCUGCAAAGCUGGCAUUUAUAAUUAUUAUGGAGCAUGUUGUAUUCAUCGUCAAAUUCUUCGUAGCGUGGAUGAUCCCUGAUGUCCCUGCAGAUGUUAAAGCCAAGAUAAAACGUGAAAAAUACUUGACACAGAAAAUCCUACAUGAGUAUGAACUUGAAAAACUGAAGGAGAGACUAUGCCAUGGUGAUAAACGAGCUACGGAAAAGGAGUUCAUUGCCACAGAAGGGAGGAUGGAGUUAUCCAGAGCAAUGUAGUUGAAGAAACAACUAUGUGGGAUUCAGCUCAUUUUAGCUUCUUUGGUUGCUCAGUAUGCAUCAUCUUGAAGGCUGUAGGACGGCUUCAACCCUUUGCUUUCGGUCCAAAGAUUUUAGACUUCUCUUUGAGAGUCAUACUGAGCAUUUUAGGUUUAGUGGAAACUAUUUAAAGACAUGACUUUGGCACCAUUCUCUAUGUAUGCAUCACUUCAAAUAAUUAAUGUAAUCUUGCAAUCCUGUAAUUUGGAUCCUCAGUACAAGGAUUCAGAAGGUAUCAUACAGUCAUUAUCACCAAGCCCUUACCCUGUAUCCCAGCUGAAUGAGAAAGAUAUCCCAGAGGACUUCUGCCGUGGAAAUGCUGAGCAUUACCUUACAAUGUGAAUCAUUAAAAGCAGAAAGCACUGCUGGUAGAAGAGCUGGGUUAGGGUUUGGGGUGUUUUUCUAUCUACUGUGUCUUCUGAAAUGUUUCUUCCUGGCUUAUAAUGUCUAUACUCUUUAUAGAAGGAAUAGGUUUUUAAAGAUAUACCAGUUUAAUUCCGUUUGGAAUUAUUUUAAGGCACAGAAUUCAGUUAAUACAUACUAAUGAAGGAAAAAUACCCACUGUAAUUUAUUUUCAUUAAGUUAUGCCUGCCAUAGAGUUUGCUCUUUAAAUGCAGAUACUGUGGAAUCAUUGAAUUAAUUUUCUAAAGGCUGUAUAUGAUUUGGAGAGAUACAGCUGAUUUAUUUCUCCAUUGCAAAACUUGCCAUUGGAAGAACGUGCUUGACGUAAGUUUUGGGCCAAGCUGCUCCUUUGGUUGGAUUCUUCCCAUCUUUGCCAACUGAGGCCUUAAAAUCACAUGCUCAUACCGUGUGCUGUGGAGUGUGACUCCAGAGCACAGCAGGUUGGGAGUUGGACUGCCACGUUAAUUGAUCAAACCAUGUGCUUGUAUAGAGAGUAGGAUUCACAUUCAGAUGAUUUUAGGAAUGCCAAGUACUCCAUGUUUACGUUGUUACAGUCCUUAUACAUAGGAGCCUUUCUAUUAUCAUGUUUUCUUUUUAAUCUUCAAGAAGGUAUUUCUUUUGUUCUGUCACAGGGCCUUUCUGGUUAUAGAGUGUGUAAGUAGGUAAGUAACUACUUGUGUAAAGUAGCUACCAGCUGUUUACAGAUGUGCCCUUGUUUUAUAUUUUUAAGCAGUUAUGCAUUUUUUUAAUGAUUUUGCUGUAUAUUUAAAACAUACCGACACUUGCACACUUAGUGCCUUGUUUAUCUGCGUUUGGCAAAAGAUGUGAAAACAAUCGCUAUGUGGAAACGAGCAUUUCCAAAGUGUGCUUGCAGGCAUCAUGAUACUGUGAACCUGCACACGUAAGUGUAGUGUUAGCCACGCAAUGCCUGCCUCGGCACACAUGUCUUUGUUAGUGCUAUGCAAACCAUUCAUGCCCAACUGUCCAUACCCAGAAUGCUUGGAUCAGCUGGCACCAGGCUGUUGAGUUCUCUCAUGUACAAGUACACUGGCUGGAGAGAUGAGAGAUUUUAACAUAUUUGCACUUUGAAAGUUAUACUUCCCUGCAAGUAUAUACAAAUAAAAAUAGUGUAUUUCAAUGCCAUAUCAGCCAAUAAUGUACUGUUUACAAGAUCCACAACCAAUGCUUUCCAGAUUUUGUUUCAACAGACGAAGCCAAUUUUUGACUAAUAAUCUUAAUGUUGUAACAGAGUUCUAAAUCAGUGUCUUGGGUGGAACUGUAAUUACUAGCAAAAGUUCUAUCACGGAAGUGCCUACCUCAAGCAAACAUGGUUUGGCUGCCAGUCAAGGAGUUGAAGCAGGUGUACAUUUCUCUCCAUUUCUGUAAGUUAUUCAGCUUAUUCUGUCAGUUUGCUUAGCAGAUCGAGCAUAUUGGCAGUUCAUGUUCAUGAUGAACUGACUGUGUUCUUAUCUAUUCGGAUCGGUUUGAAAUAAUGGAUUUAUUGCAGGAACGUGUGUGUGAAUAAGCUAGCUCUGCUGCUUAAUGUGUAAGCCAAAGAAAAAUAUCAGCCACCAUAAUUAUGUAUGUGACACCAGAACUUAUAUACUGCAAGCACUUUGCUGCUUCGUACAUCUGUACUGUUAAUUAAGCUGCUUAAUUUAGAUUUCAUGGUUCUUUUUUCUCCUGUUAGCAAAGCAAACUGUUGUUUCAAAUAGUGAAGCGAUGAGGUGCAAAGUGAUACUUCAGUGCAAAACAUGCAUUGAAAUUGAAAAAAAAUAUUGGAAGAUUCAGCUUUAGAUUCCUGCAUAUGGAACUUUAUUUAGGCCCUAUAAUAAAUAAAGUGUCCUAAUUUGCUGUACUUGAAAGGUUGUCAGCAAAAUAACUGUCUUUUGUGAAUGAUUCUUGCAUUAAGAGCAAAUGUCACAAAGAAAUUCAGUGCCUGUUUGUGUAAGAGUUUGCCUUUGCUUGUCAUUCAGUAGUAUUACAGCAAGAGAUCACUGGCACACUUAGAAGGAUUAUGAUGAUCCAAGAGCGUGCUUCCUGAAGUGCUCCUGAAAAGUGAUAAAACCAGCAAAAAUGGCCUGGUGGGUUAGAGGAUGCAGUUAUUGUUAAUGGGCCGGGGUUUGAUAUGUUCAAAACAGGCAUCUAAAAGUGUCCUUUGACCAAAGCGAAGUUAUUUCCACAUUGGAACUGCAACAGGUAAAGCUACAGCAGAUUGCUUCAUUAGAAUUAGCAAAAAAUAAUCAAAUUGGCUUUUCAAGUGUCAUACAAUCAGGGAUUAUCGUGUUUCCAGAUGAAAUCUAGUAUUUAUAUAUUAGAUUGAGAUGAGAUGAGCAAAUGACUGCAAAAUGAGUGCUACUAUAAAACACUAUGCUGUUUUUUUUCUAUAAUAUGUUAUUGUUUUUUGGUUGGUUUUUUUUUAUGUAAUAUCAGUUGGAGACAAUGGGAAAGAGUGGAAAUCCAUGGACUUCUGUACUGUUGUGUGUGUACUGCUUGUCCUGAAUCAUACUGUCAUGUAAUCAGAGUGGCAUUUCUGUCUGCUAUGUAUGUUGCUGGUCUAUAUGAUACACUAAUGUUUUUUAAACGUUGCAUUUGGCUAACUUAUAUAUAUAUAUAUAUAUAUACAUUUAAUAACCUGGCAAAUAAAGCAGUGUUUAUUUUUAA
Coturnix japonica (Japanese quail) is the source of this 6118-nucleotide messenger RNA. It is a transcript of the gene ANO5, whose product is annotated as anoctamin 5. Gene Ontology annotation, cellular component: plasma membrane. Lineage: Eukaryota; Metazoa; Chordata; Aves; Galliformes; Phasianidae. Gene Ontology annotation, molecular function: protein dimerization activity; chloride channel activity. The record is from RefSeq and is a predicted model, not a curated record. Gene Ontology annotation, biological process: chloride transmembrane transport.